This is a messenger RNA of Cylindrotheca closterium, 1263 nucleotides long. NCBI's taxonomy places the organism in Eukaryota, Bacillariophyta, Bacillariophyceae, Bacillariales, Bacillariaceae. The record is from the annotation of a GenBank genome assembly.
AUGUGCCGCGGAUGCACCCAAGAUCGAUCUCCUGUUACCGUCCCGGCUAGCCUUACAAAGCCUGCUGGACGAGCUGCUGCCUUUCGCAAGCGCAGCAUGGCACAACGAACCGUCACCAGUAUUGAAUCCGAAAUUGAACUCUUCAUGAGCAAAUGCUCCUUAUUGGCUUCCUUCGAAGAUGAAGAAUCUUGCGUCGCCAAGUUUCAUCGCAGUGAAAUAGAAGUUGGUGAACUUCUGGGGAAGGGUGCCUUCUCGGAAGUGUAUCAAGUCAAGGCUGUGAACCCAUGUUUCGAACACGAAUCAGAAGACGAAGAGAACCUUCGAUGUGUGGUCCACCAAGCCUGCGAAGCCCAAUGCAACGACGAUGCCGAUCAAUUCAUUGUCAAGCAUCUUCGACCAGAGCUUCUGACGCAGCGAACAGCCUUUAACAAUGCUGCUGCGGAUCUGGUACUCGAAGCCAAGUUCUUGGCUGCUCUGGAACAUCCCAACAUUAUCAAGAUCCAUGGUUGGGCAGCCAACGGCGCCUCAAGCUAUAAUGAUGGAAGCCACGACGGAUUCUUCAUCAUCCUGGAACAGCUGGACGACAUACUGUCAACCCGCAUCUCUCGAUGGAGAAGGGAUCCUUCCUGUGCACCUUCACUGGAGCAACGAUUGGAGUACGCUACACAGAUUGCCUGUGCUCUGCAGUACCUGCAUUCCGAGAAUAUCAUCUACAGAGACCUCAAGUGUGAUAACAUUGGCUUUAAAGAUGGAGCUAUUCGGCUCUUUGAUCUUGGUCUAUGCCGAGAGCUUCCCGAGAAUUCCUCUCGAGAUGAUAAGUUCCUCAUGUCCGGUGUCGGUACUCUCCGAUACGUGGCACCCGAAAUCGUGUUGGGUACCGGAUACAACUUGGGAGCUGAUGUUUACAGCUUUUCCAUUGUAUUAUAUGAGCUUUUGGCUCUUGCCAAGCCUUUUGAUUUGUACAAUAUUGGCAUGUACAAGAUGCUCGUCUGUGAAGAUGGAGAACGUCCACAACUGGAUGCCUCGUCGUUCUUGCCGCAAGAGCUACAAACCCUAAUAACCAGCAUGUGGGAUACAGAAUCAUCGCGGCGUCCUACCAUGGAUCAAAUCCACUCGCAGCUAUAUGAUAUUCAAAACAAGGCAUCACCUGGAGCUCUCAAGAGCUUGUUUUCAUUUCCAAAACGCUUGGUUCGAAUGGCCACAGGAAGCUUUUCCGAAGGAACUUCCACUACUGUUACAUCAGCUGCUUCGUUAAAUAAAUAG